Prosopis cineraria is the source of this 2183-nucleotide messenger RNA. RefSeq names its product G-type lectin S-receptor-like serine/threonine-protein kinase LECRK1. The transcript has 2 exons. Gene Ontology annotation, molecular function: ATP binding; protein kinase activity. NCBI's taxonomy places the organism in Eukaryota, Viridiplantae, Streptophyta, Magnoliopsida, Fabales, Fabaceae. The coding region runs from base 1185 to 2045 and encodes 286 amino acids. Gene Ontology annotation, biological process: protein phosphorylation. The record is from RefSeq and is a predicted model, not a curated record.
GCUGCCGCCGUGGCAUCAAAUGUCUGCUUUCUUCCAUUGCUAUCUUUUCUAUGUGAAAGAUCUGAAACAGUAUUUGCGAACAAAAUAACUCUCGGUACUUCACUUUCCCCCACUAUUCAUCCCACUUCACAAUAACACAAUCGUGUGGACUGCAAAUCGUGAUGAUCCUCCUGUCUCCUCAAAUUCAAGGCUAGUUCUAGCAAUGAACGUGAAAGGAACGAUGAUGCUUUUUGGGCCUCAAAUACGCAGGACGCAACUAUCUCACAACUUAGUCUUAAUCUUACAGGCUUUCUCUGCGUGGGCAGUGAUAUGAAUACCAUUAAGGUUAUUGCCCCUAGCAGACAAAUUGGAUAGAACACACGCUUUAUCUACUGUGCAACACUGGAUGUAGAUGGUAAUUUUAGAUUGUAUGUUCACACAUUUAAGAAAAAUGCUGGCUUCGUUAGCCAAAUUGUGUGGCAAGCUAUUUCGGAUUAUUGUCAAGUCAAUGGAUUUUGUGGCUUGAAUAGUUAUUGCUCUAUCGUUACAGGCAAAGCUGUAUGUAAGUGUUAUCCUGGAUUCAGGCCAGUCAAUAAUGGGAUCAUCAACAACAUGUUCUUGGUUUGUGAACAGAUCAUAAAAAAUGACUGUAUCACCAGUGAAGAUCCAAGGAUGCUAUACAAUGUUAGCAAUCCAUUGCAACAUAUGCAGUGAAGCCUUGUUCCUUAUUUGGUUAUUUCAUUGGAAAUGGAAGCUUGUGGGAAUUCUUGCCAGGAAGAUUGUGAUUGUGGGGCAGUGUUACAUGAAGAUGGAAUCUGCAUGAAGUAUAGGCUUCCGCUUAGAUUUGGCAGAAUCAAUCCAAAUUCAACAGCCACAGCCCUCUUCAAGUUGCCUUCAGGAAUUAUCAUAACUACUACUCCAAAUCCAAAAGAGGCCUUUCGUUCUUGUUGAUCACAAGAAAAUCUUAUUUUAACUCUGAUCUUCACUUUAGGCUCAAUUUCAUUUGCUUUCCUAGUCUUUGCAAUGUCUAUUUUCUUCAUCUACAAGUGUCAAGUCCAUUCAUGCAGAAAGCUAUUUGCAAGUGCAAAUCUAGGAUUUACCAAGGAUUGCAGUCUAUGAAUUUUUUCCUUUGAUGAAUUGGGAAUUCAACAGGAAAUUUCACAGAACAAGUUGGUAGAGGAUCUUUUGGAGUGGUUUACAAAGGAAUGAUUCAAGGAAGCAACAGAAGGAUUGCUGUGAAGACGCUAGACAUUGUUGUUGAUGGAGAGAAAGAAUUUCAAACUAAAAUCACUACAAUUGGUCAAACUCAUCACAGAAAUCUAGUUCAGCACAUUGGUUAUUGCAUUGAUGGUUCAAGAGAGCUUCUUGUCUAUGAAUAUAUGAGCAACGGAUCUUUAGCAGAUUUUUUGUUCAAGUGUAAUAUACGUCUAUCUUGGAAAAAAAGAGUCAAGAUUGCAUUGGAUGUAGCAAAAGGAGUCUUAUAUCUUCAUGAUGAAUGUGAAGUUUGUAUUGUCCAUUGCAACAUCAAGCCCCAAAACAUACUCAUGGACGAAGUAUGGACAGCAAAAAUAUCUGAUUUUGGAUUUGCAAGGCUAUCAAUGCCAGAACAUUCAAGAGCCACAACAAUAGAUGAAUCAACAAGUGGCUACAUGGCACCUGGACGGCAUAAAGAUGCAUUGGCAUCAAUUAAAAUAGACAUCUAUAGUUAUGGUGUGGUGCUGUUGGAGAUUAUAUGUUGCAGAAGGAAUAUAGAUAUCAAUGUUUUAUCAGAAGAGGAACUAAUUCUUUUAAGUUGGGUGUAUAAGUGCUUUGUGAAAGGGGAAUUGAGCAAACUAGUAGUGGAUGAUGAAGAUGUGGAGUGGAAGACGAUGGAGAGAAUGGUGAUUGUAGACUUAUGGUGUGUCCAGGAAGACUUGUCUUUACGUCCUUCAAUGAGGAAAGUGAUACUGAUGCUUGAAGGUUUAAAGGAAAUUCCAAUUCCUCCAUCUCCAACCCCUUGUUUGAUCUUUUAUGAAUUAAUUAAUUUAAUUUUGUAUUCAUCUUUAAGUUUGAAUUUUCAUGUGUGAUGUGAAGUGUGUUUGAUAUCAUAAAAGCUUGAUUAAUGAUAGAGCACAAGCCAUAAUGACAUCAUGCAAUCUAUGUAGCCGAUCCUAUGUAGUGCGAUAAGGCUUGUUGUUGUGUUAGUGGAUCCAUUAGAGCAGCUA